Paramecium tetraurelia is the source of this 489-nucleotide messenger RNA. RefSeq lists its product as uncharacterized. The transcript has 2 exons. NCBI's taxonomy places the organism in Eukaryota, Ciliophora, Oligohymenophorea, Peniculida, Parameciidae. The record is from RefSeq and is a predicted model, not a curated record.
AUGCAGAAUUUCUGCAAUUUUAGAAAUUAUGUCCAGACUGAAAUAUUCUCAUCAAAAAUUAUAAAUGGAAAAAGCUAACAUGUUGAAAAACAACAAGAAUGUUCAAUAAUUAAGAAAUCAACUAUGCUCAAUCUCUUUUUCUCAAUUUACUCUUCUGCCUAUUAUUCAUCUUAAAUGCUAAUCACAUAAGUCUUCGAAUUUAUUGUAUUAUUCUAGGUGAUAUAUUAUUCAAUUAUUCUUCUAAGAUUUUCUAAUUUAAAAGCAUCUGACAUUUUAAUAUCAAUUCCAAUGUAAGUUAAUAAUUUAUAAGUAUCUCUAUAAUUAAGAAAAGAGAAUGCUCUAAAAUAGGAUUUCAAAAAUACUUCCACAAAGCCAACCAUUAAGAUGAUAUUAUUCGAGAAGAGGAAAACUAGUUUGAUACAUUUCAGGAUAGAAAAUAAUGCCAAACUAAUUUUGAGUAAGAGUAGAAGCAUUCAAGUCAAAAAUUGA